AUGGAUUGUGAUAGAGGGUGUUCAGGGUCUAUUAAUUGUCCUCCCUAUUUUAAUGGGGAAGAUUAUGCUCAAUGGAAAACCAUGAUGCAAGCGUUCUUGCAUGCACAAGAUGAGCACAUCUGGAAUAUUGUUGAAACCGGAUGGGAACUUCCCACAAAAACUAAGUCAGAGGCUACUGAGAGUUCUGCCACUGUAAUAGAACUCAAGCCAAGGGGUGAGUGGUCAACAAGUGAGGUGCGUGACUAUAACAAUGAUGUUAAAGCACAACACAGCUUGUAUACAGCCCUUUCUAAGAAAGAGGGGAAGCGUAUUGGGACUUGUAAGACUGCAAAGAAGGCAUGUGAUCUUCUCCAAAUGACAUAUGAGGGUAAUAAAAGAGUUAGAGCUCAAAAACUUCAGAGACUAACUCUUGAAUUUGAAAAUAUGUUCAUGAGAGAGGAUGAAUCAAAUGAUGACUUCCACUCUAGGCUAAUAAACGUGACGAAUGAAUGUGAGAGCCUAGGUGAUCCUAUUGCUAAACAUAGAAUUGUGAAAAAGUUUCUUAGAUCCUUGCCAGCAAGUUUUUUGUCCAAAAAAACUGCCAUUGAAGAAGUUCAAGACUUAGAAAUUUAUUCUUUAGAUGAACUUCUUGGAAAUCUUCAAACCUUUGAAAUGAAGAUUAAGCCAGUUAAAAAGGAAAAAGAAAAUGACUUAGAGUUUACUUCUAAGGACUUUGCUCUUCUUUCUAAACAAUACAAAAAGUUUCUUAGGGCUGGACAUUCCUUUCAAGAAGUCAAGAAUUCAUCAGGAUCAAGUUCUAGAAAAAUUUCUUUUAGUGAAAAUCCUAAAUGUUUUGAGUGUCAAGGUUUUGGGCACCUUGCUAUUGAUUGUGGGAAUAGGAAGUAUAAAGCUCGCACAAGUAAGGCCAUGAAAUCUACUUGGAGUGAUUCUGAGAAUGAGGAACAAAACUUUGCUUUGACUGCUACUCUUCAUUCUACUUCCUCAAGUGAUUCUGACGAUGAUGAGCAUAAUAAUGAAUAG
Molecule: messenger RNA, 1020 nt
Organism: Rosa rugosa (rugosa rose)
Lineage: Eukaryota; Viridiplantae; Streptophyta; Magnoliopsida; Rosales; Rosaceae
Exons: 1
Coding region: 1-1020 (339 amino acids)
Molecular function (GO): zinc ion binding; nucleic acid binding
Source: RefSeq, a predicted model, not a curated record